AUGCUGGAUGGUUUUUAUGGUUAUUUCUUUGGCAAUGAGGAUGUUAAUGGCAACAACACAAAAGAGAAUGUUACCGUGCUGACGAAUUCAACCGAAUUGGUUACUUUUACUUUACCAAGUGGAAGUGCGGAAGCGAAGGAUGACGAUUGGAUUUUGCUCGAUGGACAAUUAUCUUCUGGUCGUUCGACACCAGUGAUUGUUCCGGAACCGGACCUAAUAGCAAUCGAUGAUGAACUAUCAACAGUGGUUACUGAAUCUUCGCGAUCAUUGUCACCUGCAUCAACUCUUCCACAUAAUGACAUACUGUCAUCGGAAUUUAUCAGUUGGGAUUUGAGUCGUGGAUCACGUAAUGGAAUAUCAGGAAAACAUGUGGAACGAAUUCGUCAAGCAAAGCAAAAAGCUAUCGAAAGAAAAGAAUUAGAACGAAAGCUUUUCGAAAAUCAUCUUCUGGGAAUAAGUAAUGACGCUGACAAAAAACAUUCAAACAAUAUUAUUAAUAAUAGCACCAGCAAUAAAACAUUGAAUAUGCUAAAUAAUGCUGCUAAAAUGAAAAGAUCCACCGCCGCUGGGCAUUUUGCAACGGAUUCAAAAACGAAACCACGCUCAAAAAAAACCGGUCGUUUGUUGGCCGGCCGUAACAAUGACCGCAAAGUGAAUACUUUGAACUGA
This is a messenger RNA of Acanthocheilonema viteae, 669 nucleotides long. Lineage: Eukaryota; Metazoa; Nematoda; Chromadorea; Rhabditida; Onchocercidae. The record is from the annotation of a GenBank genome assembly.